This is a messenger RNA of Amaranthus tricolor (Joseph's coat), 3412 nucleotides long. RefSeq lists its product as uncharacterized. The coding region runs from base 301 to 2835 and encodes 844 amino acids. The transcript is spliced from 19 exons. Lineage: Eukaryota; Viridiplantae; Streptophyta; Magnoliopsida; Caryophyllales; Amaranthaceae. The record is from RefSeq and is a predicted model, not a curated record.
AUUAUUUUAUAUGGUAGUUCAGAAUCUGCCCCUUUUAAUUCUCUUCCCGAAUCCGUGUCUUGUUAUUCUCCCUCCCAAACCGAAAUCUGAAUCCAUUAUUAUAAAAAUUCAAAACCCCAAACUUUUUCCCGCGGUAGCAGACUUAGAUCACCGCACAGCAGACAACAGUUGAUUCGCACGGAAAAAACUUAUUGAGUUAUUGUGAUCCUUUAUUUCGUGUGCAUUUAUAAAACAAGGAGGAUAAUAUCUCUGACAAUUUCUAUAGUUUCAAAGUGGCGGUGUAAUUUGGUAUCGGAAGAUAUGUUGCAGUGGAUGGGAGGAUCAAGGCGGAAGGUUACAGCUUCUAGGAAGUCAACACAAAAGAGGCAAAAGCAGUACUUUGAGCAAAGGAAACGACAGCAGCUGCAGUCAGAGGUUGCGUAUACAGAAAAUAAUGUUGAUGGUUUAGCUACACAUGACGAUGAAAAGAGAAAUCGAUCAUUGGAUAUCUUAAGUCUUCUCAAUGUUUCAAAAGUUACAGAACAAAGCAAGCCUUUGUAUGGCAUUGAGAAUGGAUUGAGCAUGACUAACAAAGCCACUCGUACCAUUCAAGAUCUGGAUUCAAGUAUGUAUCUACUAGCUGCACAUGCUUCAUGUGUUAGCUUUACAUUUAUUGCAUUCAGAAUGAUGUCAUUCCUUUCCAUGGCUUUCCAUUUCAUAUUCAAAGUUCCUACAAAGAAGUCUGAAGGCCAUGCCUUUCCAGCAAGUUAUCACACGUCCAAAAGUACUCCAAAUCAAAUGAUUGAUGAGCCCACUGCUACAGAGUUCACUUUACCUAGUCAAACAAGGGAACCAUCACCGUGUAAACUGGAAAGAUUGUCCUCGAAAAAAUCAGUAGAUGAUCAUUGUGGAAACUCUUCAUAUGGAAAAAAUAUGGAUUCAGAAUACUUAAAGAAUGCUUCCUCAGUACAACCAUCAUUAUUUGAAAUAAUUGGUGAUGAUGGAGCAAUAGACACUUUAGACAAAGAACCUGUGCAGGAGGCUCAUGUUGCAUUCUCCAUUGAAGGUUUAGGGAAAGUAGGAACUGAAACACCUAUGCAGUCGCCACAACAUCUUGGAAGUAUGCUAAAUGGUGAUCAGUCCUCAUUUACAAAGGCUGCUAAGAAAAUGAAUUCCUUUAAGAACUUCAAUACAUUGCGGGAUGAACUUGCAACUGAUGUGGAUUGCUUGAUGGAGGAUGUUGAAAUACCGUCUCGACACAAUCUCCUAUCUAGAAAUAAACUCGGUCCGUUUAGUGACAGUGAGCAUGAACUAUCAACUUCCAAAGAUUGCAUGCAUUAUGAUGUCAAGCAAUACAAGAUGAAUUCUCAUUGUGACGAAGACGAAGCUGGAUAUGUUAAUUUCUGGAAUGCUAGCUCUUCCUUCUUGGACUAUCCUGAGGUUGAUGAGAAAUGUGGCGUGAACUGGAAGAAUUCUGAUCCUAUUGAUAACUCUUUUGUCUGGAGAAAUGAUUCAUCAGAUUUUAAUAUUGAAAGGUGUUAUUCACCACUGAGGUGGCAAGAGAAAAUGCCUGAUAAUAUUUUAGAUGGCAAUUUCCAUUUUGCAUCCUUCGAUGAACCUAAGUACUCUUCCUCUAUGUGCAAUUAUCAUCCACAAGAUCGCUUCUCUCAUUUUAUUAAUCUGAAAGAUACGGGGGAUAGCUUGGCCUCAUUAGGCGGAGAAACUUCUUCGUCCGCUGCAGUGAGGGGUGGGUGCAGUACUGAUAUGCCAUCUGCAAGACGCAGAAAAAGACAUGGUGGGAAUGUGAACAUGGUAUUAGAGGUAAAUGAUGAAGGGUUUCAGUACCUAACGUCCACUUCCACUUCAUUGAGACAAGAAGCAUGUAAAUCAUCUAGGAAACAUACCAGAUCGAGUUCAUUGCAUUCCAAGUCUCCCUUCUUUUCACAGGCUCCUGUCUAUGAACAUGAAGGUCAUUGCUUAUUCAAAGAAGAGUUCUCCUUGCCCAAAAUAAAUUCACAACUUGGGUCUACCUUUGGGUCAUUUGAGAAAAACCAAAACCUGGGAGGAGAUUCGUUCAGCCUUUAUACUGGAACUGACUUUUGUAGAUCUAAAUUCUCUUUUAAGGGUUCUGAGAAAGAUACUCCAAUCGAGUUUACCUCAGAAAAUUUUGACGCUCGCCAACCUUUCCGUUCAAGGAAAUCCUUUAAUUCCUCUUUCAUCUCAAAAUCUGUUUUUGGGGACACCUUGCUGGAUGCACGUGACGUAGAAGUCCAUAUCCAGUCUUCAAGCCCUCCUGAGACUUAUGGGGACAUUGAAUCUCCUCUUUCGCCUGAGUUGUCAGCGCAGGAAAGUGUCACUGAGAAUGUGGAGAACUGUUCUAAGAGUAAGACACCAUGUCCGGAAAAACUCAUCCAAGUCUCCACCGAAAUUAAGGAUGUUCCAUCAGAAAGAAGGUUGCCAAUUCAAGAAAUGAUUGUAAAAAACUAUAGUGGAUCUCGUAAAUUAGCUAAUAAUGGUAUCUCUCAAGAAGUAAGAGCAAAUGCUGUGGAAGCAAAUGCAGAAGAUACUUCUUUGUCCAUCAAGUUGACACGUGACUCAGAUGAAGAGCCGAAAACUCCUACAGAAUUGCAAGGCGGUACGCCUCCUCUUUGUCAACAGAAGGUCAAAGUUUCUGUGGAUGAUGUUCGGUGUUAUGCGGGCAACAAUAUGGCUUACUAUGACAAUCUCAAAGGACCGGAACCAAAGACUGGAUUGACUGAUCCAUGUUACCAAGUUAUGACAGUUGAAAGGUAUGUUUUAAAACUAUUCAGUCCAAAGGGAAAAGCUGCUUUCUGGAAUUCCGUGAAGCUGCUCUGAUGUGGUGCGUCCGUGUGUACAUUAUGUAGACACUAAAAUCAUCAUAUUAAGGACAUUGAUGAUAGUCAUGUAGUCAUUUGUUUCCUGCCACACAAGCUGAUUUGCAGCUCUGUACUGCCUAUUGAUAACAAUAUAAAUUUACAUUGUGUGUGAAAUGUGAAUGCAUUGGAUGUGAACAAGUCCUUUAUUGGUGUUUAUUUCUCCCUCCUUUGUGUGACGGAGAAAGCUACUUUUUAGUCAUCGGAACUAGUUUGUUCAGUAUUUAAGUACAAACUACAAUAUUGCCGUAUUAGAAGGAAGAAUUAUUGCUUCAUCUCACUGCUGAUGCAGACGGACCUUAGUAAAGGCAAAUGUUUGGGGUCAAUUUAUAAAACCAAAAUGUAUUACCAUUACACUAAAAAUAUGGCUUAGGGGUUAAGAAACUCUUCUAUGAGACGGUUUAAGUUGCACAUGUUCUAUUUGAAGUAUUAUGACUCAUAUUGUAAUCGAUAUCUAAAAUUUUGAAACUAAUCUUUAAAAUUUUAAAAUUUACAUUUUAAGUCUUAAAAUUAAUCUUUUAAAUUAAAUUAAUUUUUUA